Molecule: messenger RNA, 519 nt
Organism: Spirometra erinaceieuropaei
Lineage: Eukaryota; Metazoa; Platyhelminthes; Cestoda; Diphyllobothriidea; Diphyllobothriidae
Source: the annotation of a GenBank genome assembly
AUGUCAGGAUUGUGCGCAGUGGUGGUGGGUACAGGAACAGCCGUAGCGGAUGUUGAGGCAACGGAGGAGGAGGAGGAGAAGAAGAAGAAGAAGAAGAAGGAGGAGGAGGAGGAGGAGGAGGAGGAGGAGGAGGAGGAGGAGGGGGAUAGUAGUGAGAUUCGGGGGUGCGGUCAGUGUUAGUUGUCGGCAUGGGGAUGAGACAGAGUUGGACGAGGAGAUAGCAGCCGGUGUAGUCCGAGUGCUGCAGUUGGUACUAAGCUGUCAUACAAGGCCGAUUGGUACCCGGGCCGUCUGCUGACAGUGUGGGCAGGUCGGGGCGGUUUGAGCGUUGGCAUUGCGAGGUGGGCGCAGUUGGAAUUUGCGAGCCUCACUUUUGGCUUUGGCGGCGAUGAUGUGGUUGACUUCGUAGAUCGCUGCACCUGUCUUCAUUGUCCUCCUCCAGGUCGAUCGGUCUCGGGCGAGGUCUUCCCAGUUGGCGGGGUUGAUCUGAAGACUCUUUAUGGAAGUCUUCAGUGUUGA